Pistacia vera is the source of this 2370-nucleotide messenger RNA. Its product is annotated as mitogen-activated protein kinase kinase kinase NPK1. NCBI's taxonomy places the organism in Eukaryota, Viridiplantae, Streptophyta, Magnoliopsida, Sapindales, Anacardiaceae. The transcript has 17 exons. Gene Ontology annotation, molecular function: protein kinase activity; ATP binding. The coding region runs from base 130 to 2115 and encodes 661 amino acids. The record is from RefSeq and is a predicted model, not a curated record. Gene Ontology annotation, biological process: protein phosphorylation.
ACUCUUCUGUUUUUCACAGUUUCACUUCAUCGCAAACUAUGCGCCUUACAGAACCUUAACAUUGAGGGACUUCAACACAAUAACCGAGGAAGAGACUAUAUAAUUGGAGGCCGGAGCACGAACUCUAAUAUGCAGGACAUUUUCGGAUCGGUUCGGCGAUCCCUGGUGUUUCGGUCGACACCGGGAGACGAUGGAGGAGUAGGAAUCGGCGGCUUGGUUGAGAAGAUCGGCUCGAGCAUUCGUAAAUCGAGAAUCGGUUUGUUUGGUAAACCGCCGGUACCGGCUCUGCCGCCGAUUGUGAAAACCGAAGCGCCGCCGAUCCGGUGGAGGAAAGGUGAGUUGAUAGGGUGUGGCGCGUUUGGUCGGGUCUAUAUGGGGAUGAAUCUUGACUCUGGAGAGCUCCUAGCUGUUAAACAGGUUUUAAUUGCAGCGAGCAGUGCUUCAAAAGAAACAACACAGGCACACAUAAGGGAACUUGAGGAAGAAGUGAAGCUUUUGAAGAAUCUUUCACACCCAAACAUCGUUAGAUAUUUGGGAACUGCCAGAGAGGAUGAUUCGUUGAAUAUACUGUUGGAAUUUGUACCCGGUGGUUCCAUAUCAUCUCUAUUAGGAAAAUUCGGAUCUUUCCCCGAGUCUGUUAUUAGAAUGUAUGCGAAACAAUUGUUAUUAGGACUUGAAUAUCUUCAUAAAAAUGGAAUUAUGCAUAGGGACAUUAAGGGGGCAAAUAUUCUUGUUGAUAAUAAGGGGUGUAUUAAACUUGCGGACUUUGGUGCAUCCAAGAAAGUCGUAGAGCUGGCCACAAUAAAUGGUGCCAAGUCAAUGAAGGGUACUCCAUAUUGGAUGGCUCCUGAAGUUAUUCUACAGACUGGACAUAGCUUCUCUGCUGAUAUAUGGAGUGUUGGAUGUACUGUGAUUGAGAUGGCUACAGGACAGCCUCCAUGGAGCCAACAGUAUCAAGAGGUUGCUGCUCUGUUCCACAUUGGAACAACUAAAUCCCACCCACCCAUUCCUGAACAUCUCUCUCUUGAAGCAAAGGAUUUUCUGUUAAAAUGCUUGCAGAAGGAACCAGACUUCAGACCUACAGCAACAGACUUGCUGCAGCACCCAUUCAUCACUGGGAAGUAUCAGGAAUCUCAUCUUGUAUUCCGCAAUUCAAUCAUGGAGUCUGGAAAUUUGAUGGCAACACCAGGGAUGAAUCUCAGGAACUCCAUGAACUCUUUGAUACGACAGUCAACCUGCUCAGGCUUGAAGGAUGUUUGUGAGAUGGGUAGCGUGAGAUGCUCAACAGUGUAUCCAGAGCGUUUAUCUGCAGGAUCCUACUGGGGGGCAAACAAUUGUGACGAUGACAUGUGUCUAAUAGAUGACAAAGAUGAUUUUGGGGUUAGGGCAUCUGUAAAAUUCAACUCUACCUUUGAAUCUGCAGAUUUAACUAAGAGUUUUAAUCCAAUGUGUGAACCUACUGAUGAUUGGCCAAGCAAGUUUGAUGAGAGUCCAAAGGUGGACAGAUAUGGACUGAAUUUAUCUUCUGGGGAAGCAAUUUGUGGAGCUGUUGGCACUGCUGGAGUAUCAGUUAAAGAGGAGAAUGACUUCUCCUUUCCCUGUAGUGCAUCAGCACCUGAGGAUGAUGAUGAAGUUACAGAGUCAAAAAUUAGAGCCUUUCUAGAUGAGAAGGCUCUGGAUCUGAAGAAGCUGCAAACACCUCUGUAUGAAGAGUUCUAUAACACAAUGAAUGCAACUGGUCACCCAAUUGCUGUUGGAAUUGCAAAUGGAGAAAAUUGUUCGAACUUACCUCCUAAAAGUAGAUCGCCCAAGCGGCUACCAAGUAGAAGACUCUCAGCAGCUGUUUUUACUGCUAGUCCUGGGAGUAAAAUGGAUUCUGUGUCAAAGCUGAACAGCAUGCAUGACCGAGCUCUGCAGGAAAUUCCACUGCCUCAGCUUAACGAGUGGAAAGAACUACUCGAUCCUCAGAAGGAUACAAUUAGACCAAGCAUGAGCUUCUCAGAAAGACAAAGAAAAUGGAAAGAAGAGCUUGAUGAAGAGCUCAAACGACAACGAGAGAUGAUGCGACAGGCAGGUGUAGGAGGGAGGACAUCGUCUCCAAGGAUCAGAUUCUGACUCAACCAAGGAGCUGCUACGGUUUGCAUUCCAUGGCAAGUAAAUGCAUGUACCUCCAAGGAUCAGAUUCUAACUCGACCAAGGAGCUGCUAUGGUUCGCUUUCCCUGGCAAGUAAAUGCAUUUACCUCACCUGUAUUUGUAUAAGUACCUAGUGGAAUUAAUUAUGCUUUUCCCCUAGGAGAGUUGAGUUGAUGUAUUUAGUUUUGUUUUUUAUAAGAAAUGGUGUCUAAUAAUAUAUAGUGGUUUACAGCUCA